Messenger RNA from Python bivittatus (Burmese python), 2414 nucleotides. It is a transcript of the gene POLD2, whose product is annotated as DNA polymerase delta 2, accessory subunit. Gene Ontology annotation, cellular component: delta DNA polymerase complex. Gene Ontology annotation, molecular function: DNA binding. Gene Ontology annotation, biological process: DNA replication; DNA strand elongation involved in DNA replication. Lineage: Eukaryota; Metazoa; Chordata; Lepidosauria; Squamata; Pythonidae. The record is from RefSeq and is a predicted model, not a curated record.
CCCUCCUCGCCGGCUUUCCGCCUUCGGAUUUGGCGCGUUUUUCUCCUUCGCGCGAGGUCUUCCCGAGGCUUCCGUGAGGGAUGCGGGGCUCGGCCUCCGCUGGCGCGGGAGAGGCGAACGGCCGGGGCGAAGGAGCCGCUGGCUGUUGACCUUCCUGGGGGGGGCUUUCUCUUCCUCCUGGUCGGCGCGUGAGGAGUGGGGGGCGUGGAUUUGCCUGGCAGGUGGAAAUACGGCAGCAGAACCCUUCUACUUAGCUGUCUAACCCUCCUGCAAGACCAUGUUCUCAGAGCAGGGUGUCCAGUCUGCACAGAGCCUCUUGGCGUCCCCAUCGGCAGUGGUUUCCACCUUUGCCCGUGUGCCCAUCUCAACAUACACCAACUGCUCCCAGAAUUUCAGGCUUGGGGAGCGUACUUUCAAUCGACAGUAUGCUCAUAUAUAUGCUACACGCCUUAUCCAGAUGAGACCGUUAUUGGUGGAUAGAGCCCGGCGUAAAUGGGGGAGCAACAUUACAGUGAAAAAGCUAUGUGAGUUACAGAUCUCAGAGAAGUGCUGUGUGGUGGGGACACUCUUCAAGUGUAUGCAGCUUCAGCCUUCUAUCUUGCGGGAAAUCAGUGAAGAGCACAACCUGCCCCCCCAGCCUCCCCGCCUCAAGUAUAUUCACCAGUCAGAUGAACUGAUCUUGGAGGAUGAGCUGCAGCGGAUCAAACUUGAGGGAGAGAUACAGAUCGACAAGCUGGUGACAGGGACCAUCCUUGCCGUCUAUGGUUCAGAGAAGGACGAUGGCAGAUUUCUUGUGGAAGAUCACUGCUUUGCAGAUAUGCCAACCCAGUUGCCCAUGAUGGGGCCCAGCACAGACAAGUUUGUCUUGCUUGUGUCAGGCCUGGGCCUUGGUGGCAAGAGUGGAGAGAGUCUCCUGGGCAUGCAGCUUCUGGUGGACAUGGUGACGGGACAGCUGGGUGCAGAGGGUGAGCAAUCCAGUGCAGCCCUCAUCUCCCGAGUCAUUCUGGCAGGCAACUUGCUUAGCCAGAAUACCCAGAGCAGAGACACCAUGAACAAGGCAAAAUACCUCACCAAGAAGACUCAAGCUGCCAGUGUUGAAGCUGUAAAAAUGUUGGAUGAAAUUCUACUGCAACUGACUAUGUCCGUCCCUAUAGAUGUGAUGCCAGGAGAAUUUGAUCCGACCAACUACACGUUGCCUCAGCAGCCACUGCAUCGCUGCAUGUUUCCUCUGUCAAGCGCAUACACUACCCUGCAGCUAGUCACCAACCCAUACCAGGCAAACAUUGAUGGAGUCAGAUUUCUGGGAACUUCAGGCCAAAACAUAAGUGACAUUUUCAAGUACAGCAGCAUGUCUGAUUAUCUGGAAAUUCUGGAAUGGACUUUAAGGAUUGGGCAUCUCAGCCCCACAGCCCCAGACACUCUGGGCUGUUACCCAUUUUACAAGACGGACCCGUUCAUCUUCAGCGACUGCCCUCAUGUCUAUUUCUGCGGGAAUGCACCCUCCUUCAAAUCCAAGGAAGUCAAAGGGGAAGAUGGCCAGAAGGUCCUGCUGGUGACACUUCCUGAUUUCAGCACAACGCAGACAGCUUGCUUGAUCAAUUUGUGCGACCUCACUUGCCAGCCAGUCAGUUUCUCUGCCUUUGGUGAUGAUGAAGAGGAAGAAGAGUCUGUAAUGGAGACUGGUGACUGAGAGGCCCGGGCUUAGUUCUCCUCCUCUCUGGAACUUGGGAGUCAUCCCCAUCCCUCCUUUUUACUGUAGAGUGUGACCUUUGGCUCAGCUAGAUAGGAAUACAAUAAAAUAUUCUGGUUCCUUUGCAUGCCAUUUGAUCUUCACGACCAAGAACAAGGGGAACUUCUUGUAUAAUUCGUUUUAUUCAAUUAAUACAACUGUUGGAAAACCAGAGGGCUCAAGGUGGAUACUGGACUGCCUCCUGGGCAGCAGCGGCUCGGACGUUGCCCCUCAGGACUGAACUUAGCAAAUCUCGAUCUUCCUUCUCGGCUGCUGCAGGCAACAGCUUUCCUUGAUGUUAGAACCACAGCAAAGUGAUACCGACCUUGUAACUGGGAGAAGAUUAAGCUGUACCAUCUCUUCACUUUGAGAAACAUACCCAGAGUCAUAUGGGAACUCAAGCUUCUAGUCCAGAUCAGGAGAGCAAAACUGAAAGAAAGCCAUUUAUGCUUUGGAAACUAACUUGGUUGGCACCUUGAAAAGAAGACAGACUUUUUUUUUUCACACUCACCCUACCCCAACAUUUUUUCUGGUUCUAGCGAUGGUCCUCAAUGCUUUAAGAAUUCUUUCAUUUCUUAAUAGAAUUGGAAAGAAAUCUGAAUGUUUCAUACAUCCCUUCUGUAAAGGUAUUAAGACUGCAGAUUAACAGUCAAGGGGACACUUACUUAAACUGUAUAUUGGAUUG